CCGCGUGACUACUCCUCGCGACGUAGACGCUUUGACUGAAGUCAACCCGUAGAGCCGCUCAAAAGCCUGUCAUCUACGAGCGCGUGCGGACCGGACCACUGCACACCAUGAAUUUCCUCGCAGCUCUUAUCCUGACAGUUGCUUUGGUGGUGGACGCUGAGGACCUCCACUGUGAUCCAGAUACCCAGUUUGAACAGGGUGGAGAGUGCUGCAAGAUGUGUCCCCCAGGUCAGAAAAUGCAGUCGUCUCUAGAGUCCUGUAGUGAACCUCACUGCCAGCCCUGCAGGGAGAAUGAAUACCAGGACAAAUACACCAAAGAAAACACAUGCAAACUCCAGCCCUACUGUGACCCCAACAAGAACUUUAAGGAGGCGGUCGACAUGAAAACAACCGUGAAGCAUGUCUGCUCGUGUAAAGACGGCUUCCACUGUUCCAGCCGGGAGUGCAUCACUUGUGUGGCUCACACCCCCUGUGGGGUGGGGUCCGGAGUUCAAACUAAAGGCAGCCACAUGUCUGACACAGUGUGUGAAGAAUGCCGACACGGAACGUUUUCCAAUGAAAGCUCCGCUGAAGACGCCUGCUGGACGUGGACAGAAUGUGGGAGCGGGUUCUACGUUGAGAAAGCCGGAACAAAUCGCUCCGACAACAUCUGCGCCAAAAAUCGUGACCAUGUGAUAGCCAUACUUGCAGUCUUCGGGGUCCUGUGUGCGGUUAUGGCUGUAGUUGUCGUUCUUUGGUGUAUUCACAAACGACGAUCAGGAUCCAUGAAGAAGAGUGCAAGGAGUUCUAUUGAAAGUCUGGGACCAGAAUCGUUCACGCCCAUCAGACAAGAGGAAACGAGGACGCCGGUGGAAACCGAGGACAUCGGAAUAACGGAGAACGGGAACUGCGUUGUCCAAGAGCACGGGAACGCCGUCAAGCUCUCCCGUCAGGAAUCUCAGAUGGACACCACGACUGAGCAUUCAACCUUAUUCUCCUCUUCCUCUGAGGGGAAGUCUUCCUGUGAGAGAUUGAAUUCCUUGUAAACACUUCAAGUACUUCAGGUGGCCACAAAUUCCUGUGGCUACUUUGUGUCAUAUGUCGCAUGGCGAAUGCCGCCAUCGACAGCCUCAGGAGCGGAUGAAAGCGCGGAAAAUGAACGAAAAGACGCCUCAACUGCUUCUAAAGACUAAACCCUUCAUCUUUAGACGCCAUCAGGAUGUUAGACCCUGAAAGCUAACGGGAUGUCCUCAGAUGGACCAACACGCUGAAGAUUUUUAGCAGCUUCCUCAAUCACUGAAGACAUUUGUUUGCAUCCUAUGUGAAAAUCAGAACGUCUAAACCCACACCUAAGAUACAGAACAAUCAGAAAGGUUGCAUGGACUACAUACUGUCUAAAGAUGGUUUUUAACAUAUUUAUGUAAAUAUAAAUUAUAGACUAAAGCUAUGACUGCAGUUCAUUUAGGUGCAAGGAUCCAUGACUGUAAAUUUCGUUUUUAUCCUAUAGAUCAGAAUGUUUGCAUGUGGUUCCUGUCAGCUACAUUAGAAACCUAAACCUGAUUGUGUUCUUUUGACCUAUGCACUAUUUUUACAUUGUUUGAAAGUUUUGUUCUUGUUUCUGGUCAUCUUUUAUUAAAAAUGUUGUAAAAGUGGA
Oryzias latipes (Japanese medaka) is the source of this 1633-nucleotide messenger RNA. It is a transcript of the gene cd40, whose product is annotated as CD40 molecule, TNF receptor superfamily member 5. Gene Ontology annotation, cellular component: external side of plasma membrane; CD40 receptor complex; membrane. The record is from RefSeq and is a predicted model, not a curated record. Gene Ontology annotation, biological process: apoptotic process; immune response; immune response-regulating cell surface receptor signaling pathway. Gene Ontology annotation, molecular function: transmembrane signaling receptor activity; protein binding. NCBI's taxonomy places the organism in Eukaryota, Metazoa, Chordata, Actinopteri, Beloniformes, Adrianichthyidae.